Messenger RNA from Arachis duranensis, 1223 nucleotides. RefSeq names its product RING-H2 finger protein ATL7. NCBI's taxonomy places the organism in Eukaryota, Viridiplantae, Streptophyta, Magnoliopsida, Fabales, Fabaceae. The record is from RefSeq and is a predicted model, not a curated record. The transcript has 5 exons. Bases 175 to 861 code for a protein of 228 amino acids.
UUCUAUUUACGGUUCAUUUUGCUAUCCAAAGUGAGUGAGCAACAUCAAGAAUUCUUCAUUUGAUUGACCUAAGCUUCUGACUCAAAUGCAAAUUAAAUGGAUUCAUUCAUUGAUUCCAGUUAGUUAUUAACAGUUGAAGAAGCAGUUAACAGUUGUAUCUACUAUGGUUUGGUGAUGUCUCAAGGCUAUUACUCAGAGUCAUACCCUUCUUCUUCUUCUGAUUCUGGAUCUGAUAUUUCAGAUGCUGCUGCUGCUUCAGCUGAACUGAAGCUCUAUCGAGCAUUCAUUUUCUCAGCACCAAUAUUCUUCACUUUCAUUCUUCUCUUCCUCUUUUAUGUCUUCUAUCUUCGACCCAGAAGGGUUGAUUGGUCCUCCCUUAGGAUGAGACCCUUUGCUUUUGCUCAUGACUUCAACACCAACACCAUCUCCACGUGGGAUAUUGGGUUGAAGAAAGAAUUGAGAGAGAUGCUGCCUAUUAUUGUGUAUAAGGAAAGCUUCUCUGUCAAAGAUACCCAAUGCUCAGUGUGCCUUUUGGACUACCAAGCAGAGGAUAAGCUUCAACAGAUACCUGCAUGUGGCCAUACAUUUCACAUGAGCUGCAUUGAUCUUUGGCUGUCCAGCCACAGCACCUGCCCUCUCUGCCGCUUGUCCCUAUUAGCAUCGGCUAAAUCUUCAACGGAGCCAUCCCACACACAGGUUGAUGGGCCACAGAGCAAUGAGGAAACACAGACCAUAGAAUCAUCAGAGUUGAGAGCUACUAGUCAUGUAGAAACCACUGUUUCCCAGAAUGUCUCAGGAGAGGUUGCAAUUGCCGCUCACUGCAUCGAUGUUGAAGGACAACAUGGACAAAACAAUCAGUAGAAGGAUGAAGAUAUCAGAGAUUCCUAAGAUCAAUGGCCCUUUAAACUUAGCAAUCUACAUGCUAGUGACAGCGUAUUGCCGUAUUCCUUCCAACUUAUCUAUCGGCAUGUGUACAGCAUCCUCCGAUAAGUACAGCAACAAAUGUAUUCACACAGUGACACAGCUUUGAGAGAAAAUUUUAAUUGGCACAAUUAUUGUAACUUAUUGAAUACUGAAUGAAUAUUGAAAAUAUUCUUUCGAAAGGAGAAUUGUAUAUCUUAAAAGAUGAGCUUGGAUUCGUUUAUCUUGAUUCAAGAAAACAGUCCUAAACUCAUUUAGGGAAUGUUUGGUCAAAUAUAACUUAUGAUUAAGUGUAUUAUUAA